Molecule: messenger RNA, 2261 nt
Organism: Strongylocentrotus purpuratus (purple sea urchin)
Lineage: Eukaryota; Metazoa; Echinodermata; Echinoidea; Camarodonta; Strongylocentrotidae
Product: retinol dehydrogenase 8-like
Exons: 5
Coding region: 93-953 (286 amino acids)
Molecular function (GO): oxidoreductase activity
Source: RefSeq, a predicted model, not a curated record
CAUUCUAUGCUCCGUACGCUUGUCUUGGGAUCCAACUUACAAUUCGCUGUAUUCUUAAAUCGUAAUAUCUUCAUGCAGAACAACUACAGACUAUGUCUCCUCAAAUCGUGCUGAUGACUGGCUGCUCAUCGGGUAUAGGUCUAGCUACAGCCAAACUUCUUGCUCUCGACACCGAUCAGCGAUACAUCGUCAUCGCUACCGUCAUUGAGAUGUCGGCAAAGACUGACCUGGAGGCCGCCGUUAAGGGCGCUCUUGACAGAACUGUUUUCAUCGAGAAGAUGGACGUCACGAACGAUGAGGAAAUUGGUACGGUAGUGGAUGGCACCCUCAGAAAGUAUGGCAGAAUCGACGUACUCCUAAACGUAGCUGGGAUAGUUAUGUCCGGAAUUCCCGAAUACGUCACGCGGGAACGUAUGGAGCAGAUCUUCAACGUGAAUGUUUUCGGGGUAAUACGACUCACUCAAGCCGUUUUACCUCUUAUGAAAACGACGAAAACUGGAAAAAUAAUAAUAGUUUCGAGUGCAUGGGGAAAAAUGGCUUCGCCAUAUGCGGAGGUCUACUGCUCUACUAAAUUUGCAGUUGAGGGAUAUUUCGAGGGUCUAGCGGCAGCGUUACGUUCAUUUAAUAUCAGGGUUUGUCUGGUAGAGCCCGGUAAAGUAAGCACCGGCUUCGUUGACCAAUUCCACGUCGGACUUGUCUCAGGAGCCCAAGACGACACCGUAUACGACAUCGAUCGUCGUCAACUCCGUCAUCUGAAUGACCACGUAAAGGCAGCGCCGGGUGUCACGCCCGACGCGGUCGCCGACGCGAUAAAGACACGGUGUCUGGACGUCGACGAGCCCGUUCUCAGACAUCUUCUACCCGUUGAAGUUCGUGAUGCAGUCCCAGCCGUGGCAGCCAACAUUACCGGCGAGACCGUCAUCGGCAUCUUGAGGAAGUCUAUUGGAAAUUAAGUUUAAAUGGAUCCGGUAACUUUGUCUUAGAUCAUUUAAACGAAUCCUUGAAUUAGCUCAUGCUGCAAUGGUAAUUACAAACCUUGAGAUCAGUCAGGAACCCCAUGACUGAUUAUCAAGAUAUUUAUGAUUGAAAAUCGAAAUCAAAUUUUGCUUUUGCCAAAGGGUUUUCUCAACACUAUAGUCUAUUAGGAAAAACGAGUAUGGUAAAACCGGUCACUCAAAGGUUUUUACUUUUUUGAGGCACUUCUUGAUCAUUUUGAAGCGCAAUUGUUUUAGGGCUUUAAUAUAACACCAUAUCACAGCCACUGAUAACACGUAAGGCCUUGCUUCUCAGAUUUUACAUUUGUAAACGAUCUCUUUAAAUCUUUAUUGGAGUGAUUUAUUACGAAAUGCAUCUCGUAUACAUCAACAUUAUGAUUUUAAACUUUACAAUUAAAGAGAAGGUUGAGUUCUGGCGAGAGGUGAACAAUAGUUUGUCAGCGUUUUCAUUGUAAUUAUGCAAGUGUGGACGAACAUGAGAGAAAAAAUGUUCCAUAAAAAAAGUAUGGCUCUUAAAAAAAAGAUGCCUUCGUAUUCUAAAUAGUAUUCUAAAAAAGCUUAAAAAUGAACACCGCAUUUUCUUAUACCACUUGUUUGUGUAGUCCCAUAAACAUAUCUCUGUGUAUACAGCGCUUGUUACUUUUACCAAGACAAUUCUUAUCACUUCAUGAUACCGCAUUCUGUCUGCCUGGUAGUACAAAAUGGCACGAAGAAGAGUAAUGAUUUAAAUCCGUCAAUGUCCAAAGUUUAAAUCAUGUAAAACAUUUGAUGUUUACUCAACGCUACUCAUGUAUAUAUAAUGCCAUGAUUAUAAAAUGAGAUAAAGUAUUGCAUAAUACAUGAUACACUUCUUUGCUUGCUUUUUAUGAAUAAUAAUAAUAAGCAUCAGUAGGAAUGAGAGGUUGUGCUUUUUAAUUGUAGUCUGUAACUUUAACUUUAACCUGGUGCGUGCUCUCUGUAUUAAUUUUUCUUCUUGAUGAAAGUUUUCUUUAAUCUCCGAUCGUCUCUUUUCAUCUUAUGUAAUCUUUUAAGAUUUGUAUUAGACAGCUAGUCGUUUAAUCUUUUUCAUGCAUGUUAGAAAUGUGUACGUUUCAGGUCCUAUCUAUUUUAUUAUAUGAUGGCGGAAUUUUGUAUGCAAGUUUGAGAGAUUGAGAGGUUAUAAUUAUGAUUUAAAAGAAGCACAGCCCUCAAAUCAUGACUACCUAUUUUGUAAGGGACACACUUGGUAUAGAUAAAUAAAGAUAGACAAGUGAGUUUGUAUCACUA